AUAAAGUGGGUAAAGUGUGGUGACGGAAGUCCUUUGCGGUGUUUGGCUGGGACACUGCAGACCUAUCUAAUAAUAGACAGGCUACCAUGUCGCUGCUGUCCCUCGCCUUUCUGCUGUUUUUCAGAGGGUUUACUUUUUCUGAGGCAGGCAACUGUGAAGUGUGUGUGGGCUUUCUCCAUAGACUGUAUGGCAGUCUGACCUCAACCCACAGAGAACUCACUCCCAGCCUGGUGGAGGAAGAGCUGAUCCAGGCCUGCAAUAACGCACAGGGGAAGGAGGCAAGGCUGUGUUACUACCUGGGAGCCAGUAGUGAUGCUGCAACCCGUGUCAUUGCAUCAGUGUCUCGACCUCUGGCCUCUCAUGUCCCUGUUGAGAAGAUCUGCCAACGCCUCAGUGGCAGAGACACACAGAUCUGUCAGCUUACAUACGAGCCUCAGCUGAAGGAUCUGAGCAGUGAUGGCCUCAAAAAGCUGAGAGUCGCAGAGCUGAGGAACAUCUUAGCCUCAUGGGGAGAAGAGUGUCGGGGGUGCCUGGAGAAACACGAGUUUGUCAGCCUCAUACAGGAGAAAGCGCUACUGCAUGCUCACAGUAUGGAACUAUAAAUAGGAAUUAAUAUAUAAUGUGGAAUAAUUUAUCCACACAGCAAAAAGGCAACACACACUUAUAUUAAACCAUACAGACCUUGUUAAUAUAUUUCACUAUGUCACUGGAACGUAUUUGAUUGUUCAUUGUUAUGUUGAUACUACAUACUGCAAUGCAUUACUGUUAACUAAUUCAGGUUCUCAAAUUACUUCAUUCAUAUAUUAAAUAAAUAAUGACAGGUCAGAGGAACAAACUGCGACAACUAUGUAUUUCCACUGAUGUGCAGCUGACUGAUAGCAGCAUGACCAACCUUAGCACAGAUUCUUCAUCCAUUCAUUUUACCUCCACUUACUAUCUUGCCAUCACAGUUUAGCUCAUAACUAAUCAUGGAUAAGAUAAGAUGUAAGAUAAGAUGUUCUUUUAUUGAUCCCCUGUAGAAGAAAUUCAAAUCAGACAUAGCAACAUAGGGGAAUGUAGUGCAAAACGUACAGAAGUGUAAAAAUACAAUAAAGUAUAGAUGUAUAGAAAAUAUAAUAGAAAAUAUAAGACUAUUAAUGAAAAAUAUAUACACAUGUAUGUAUUGUAUGCUACGCAAUCUCGGCACAGUCUCAUUGUUUAAGUAUCAUUUUUAAGCUUGCAUAGUGGUACAAGUAACAUAGUUUGAGAACCAAUGCUUGAUAACAUUUUAUGAAACAGUCAAAAAUGGGUGACAUCUUUAAAUGUGCUUGUUUUGGAGGACAAGCUCUCUAAAACCCUUACAGCGAUAUGAAAAAUAAAAAUGACAAACAGUAUAUUUUAAGAUGAAGUCAGUAAAUAUUUGAUGUUUGAUAUUUUAAAGCUUGAUAAAAAAAAUUGUUGCCAAUUAAUUUUCUGUAAUUUUGACUGUAUUUUGGAAGAAAAAAUGUAUUAUUUUGUGUUAUAUUUUCCCCUAUACUGGGCUCUGCAGAACCCACAAUCUCUUGUUUCAUUUCACAAAAGAAUGCAACUGUACAAGAACUUUGUCUAAAGAAUAUACAGGCUAAUCUGAUCAAAGAAUGAUGCCUACUUUCAGUACCAACACAUUACAGUCAGGGGCAUAUCCAGAGGAUAUUAUCUUUACCUCUUCCACUCCACACUCAGAAGUCUUUCAGAGGCUGUAGUGGGCUAGAGUGAAGAUACCAGUAUCAUAUCAAACUAGAUGACCUAAUGCAUCCAUUCUUACCAAGCCUAUGAGGAAGGGGAUUAAAAGCACCAAAGGCAAAAUUUUGGUGAUGGAAAAACUGGCAAUGCCAUUUUCAAAGGGAUCUCUUGGCCUCUCUCAAGAUAAUGAAGUGGCAAGUUCUAGGGGUACCCAGGAUUUUGGGCGUGGAAUAAAUGUGUUAUUUUUGCCUAGUG
Morone saxatilis (striped sea-bass) is the source of this 1956-nucleotide messenger RNA. RefSeq names its product mesencephalic astrocyte-derived neurotrophic factor-like. Lineage: Eukaryota; Metazoa; Chordata; Actinopteri; Moronidae. Gene Ontology annotation, cellular component: endoplasmic reticulum. Bases 87 to 602 code for a protein of 171 amino acids. Gene Ontology annotation, biological process: neuron projection development; dopaminergic neuron differentiation. The transcript has 4 exons. The record is from RefSeq and is a predicted model, not a curated record.